CAGUCUGGAUUAGAGACACACGCACACGAGCACACACACACACUCAUAUAUCAGUCAAGCUCAGAAUCUAAAGUAUAGGCAGAUUCAACAGCUCACACAGAUUCUGAGACAUCUGCUGGGUUACAGAAGGAGGGAUGGAAGCCAGGACGUUUGGUUCCAUCCCCAGAUCUGGAUGGGAGAGCAGUUUAGGAGCUGAAUUAUAAGGGGGUUGUGAUCAGGGCAGAUCAAAGCUGUCAGAACAGUUACUUUGGUUCCAGGACUUUGUGCUCAGUACUUUCUCCUCCUCACCACCAGGAAGGAAACCGAGAGUCACUCAGAACAAAGAGGAAGAUGCUCCCGGGUUCAAGGAAUCCAUCCAUGGCUGGGACAGAGAGGUGAUACAACUUCAGCACCAAGGACAGAGCCCCAGGUCAUACCCUAACCCAAAAGGAAGAGGACUUUGAAUUUAAGAUGACCCCCCCCCCCCCCGAUUUCUAACAUGAAAGAAGCUGGUGGGAAAACUAACCCUGGAUUCAGAACUGCCAAAAUGUGCCAUUCUGCAUCAGUCAUCUUAAUGGUGUGUGCCACCCUUCUCUGUCAAGACAUCCAUGCUCAGGAGUUCCCGGUACACAUGCCACGGCACCAUCAUGACCAAUACUGGUACCAGUCUGCACAGGAUCAAAUCCCAGUGAUCAGUGGAGGCACCUGUAAGGUGAUUGCUGUCCGCCGCUGCUGUAACCACAACCACAUUGAGGAACGAUCCCAAACCAUCCAGUGCUCCUGCCUCCCAGGGAAGGUGGCUGGCACCACCCGAGGCAAACCAUCGUGUGUUGAUACCUCCAUCGUAACAGGAAAGUGGUGGUGUGACAUGGAGCCCUGCCUGGCGGAAGAAGAAUGCAAGGCAUUGCCUGACAACUCAGGCUGGAUGUGCUCACAAGGAAAUCGGGUCAAAACCACCAAGGUACUCGUCCUUCUAAUCCCAUCUACCCAUCUCAUUACCCUGGAGAAGGUAAAGCCAAUGCAGCAGGCAUUUCUGAACUACCACCUCCUCCACUUUUCAUCUGACAACCAUGUUUUAUAGACCCAAGGGGUUUCAGCAGGUUCUAUGGAUUGCUGGAUGACACCUACCAAAAUCUCCAUUUGAUAAUUUGUUCUGCUUGCCUUUCAGAUCCACCCCAGGCACUAAGGCCUAUAACACUGAAAGGUCCAUCUCCCACGGAACCAAGAGAAAAGUAUGGGACUUUGCUUCAAAUGUUCAGGGGACAUGUGACUCCUGACACAGCCACUGGGAAAAAAGAAACAGCAGGUGAACCAUGCAGAAGGAAUCUACUCAGCCCGACUGACUUGCUGUGGGGGACAUCAAGUGACCCAACAGCAGCAGAAGCUGUCAUCAAGACUGGGCUUGGAUGCCUUUUCAAGGGAUGCUUCUGUUGAUUGGUGGGAAACUGGGAAAUGGAAUCAAAGACCUUUCACUCUUCGCAAA
Molecule: messenger RNA, 1462 nt
Organism: Hemicordylus capensis (graceful crag lizard)
Lineage: Eukaryota; Metazoa; Chordata; Lepidosauria; Squamata; Cordylidae
Product: chemokine-like protein TAFA-1
Exons: 5
Coding region: 479-1060 (193 amino acids)
Biological process (GO): neuroblast differentiation; regulation of neuroblast proliferation
Molecular function (GO): receptor ligand activity
Source: RefSeq, a predicted model, not a curated record